Messenger RNA from Pelobates cultripes (western spadefoot toad), 573 nucleotides. Lineage: Eukaryota; Metazoa; Chordata; Amphibia; Anura; Pelobatidae. The record is from the annotation of a GenBank genome assembly.
AUGUCCCAAUGGGAGAGGGAAAGCGGGAAGACUCUUCCUCCCCAUAAAUGGCUAUCGCUAGUCAAUGCACUGACUGGACAUACUGCGUGCUAUUCACAUGUGGAAGCCCAUAGAAAGCUAAUGUACCGAUGGUAUCUGACACCGGACAGGCUUAACAAAAUAUACCCAAACACUUCUGACCGGUGCUUGAGAUGUCAGACACAAAGAGGCACGAUGCUCCACACAUGGUGGGGAUGCUACCUUAUUCAGCCAUUGUGGCUGGAGGUUAUUAGGCUGCUUAGCAAAGUAGGUAUCAACCUCCCGCAGGAGUUUGAGGCCUGCCUAUGGUUGGACCUUCCCACCAGCUGGAGGAAGCAGGAGAAGGCGCUGGCCACACAAGUGAUAUUAGCAGCUAGAGCUCUCAUAGCGAUCAAUUGGAAAUCAACCAAUUGCCUGUCUGAAACUAACCUCAUGGACAAAAUCCGACUAUAUUACGUGUACAACAUCUCUUCUGCGAUAACUGCCAGCCAAAAAUAUAAGAUAUCUCAAAACUGGGAACCUUGGUGCAGCCAAUACCAAUUCCAGCCCCCAUAG